Musca domestica (house fly) is the source of this 4090-nucleotide messenger RNA. RefSeq names its product serine/threonine-protein phosphatase 6 regulatory subunit 3 (gene fmt). The record is from RefSeq and is a predicted model, not a curated record. NCBI's taxonomy places the organism in Eukaryota, Metazoa, Arthropoda, Insecta, Diptera, Muscidae. Gene Ontology annotation, molecular function: protein phosphatase regulator activity; protein phosphatase binding. Gene Ontology annotation, cellular component: cytosol; nucleus. The transcript has 14 exons. Bases 531 to 3335 code for a protein of 934 amino acids.
UAUGAAAAGAAGACAACAAUGAAAAGGCCACGUUUUCCGCCCAAAUAUGCAUAAAUUACAUUAAAUUAGAAAUUGUGGCUGUAAUGUUAAAAAAAAUGCAACAAGUAUGACAGAUCGACUUUUAUGGCCACAGUUUGACGUUUGUGAUUCUCGCGUACAAAACAGAGAGUGUUUUGAGAGAGAGAGUCAGUGAGUGAGUGAGAACAACAUUGAGUUGUCAUUUUUGUUAUGAGAGCAGAUUACUUUCAUUCGCCCCGCAGAGUAUUGAAGUUUGCUGACCAAAACGUAGUAGAAGGAAAAAAUCGUUAACCAAUAAGACGCAACAGAAAAUAAAAAUUAUAUUUUAAAGUAUUUUACACAAAAACACAAAGUUAAAAACCCUAUGAAAAUGUAAUUGCAGAUUUAGUUAAUGCAUAUAACACGUAAUCCGAACGUAUAAUAUCACAAAAAGUGCGGCUGCCACAACUACGACGUCGAAGACGUAAACGAAAAAAACUACAAAAUCACGGUCGAACAUCAUCACCAUCAACAUGUUUUGGGAUAAAAACGAUUCACCCUCACAAAAUAUUGAGGCAUUGCUGGAGAGGGAGAAUGCAACAGUGGAAGAGUUUUUGGAUGAAGACGAUAUUAUACAGGAAUGCAAAACGCAAAAGAAAAGCAUUGUCAACUACUUUACUCGCCCCGAUGUCAUUAAACGUAUGAUCGAAUUAAUAACAACAGAACCUCCAGAAGAUUUGCCUUUGGCUCAACGUUUUCGUCAUGCCAAUGUGGCGUGUGAAAUUUUAUUGCUCGGCCUACCGUCCUUAGAUGAGAAACUGAUCUCCGAAGAAGAGACAUUAAAAAUGCUAUAUUCAUAUCUGGAAAAUGAACCACCGUUAAAUCCCUUGCUAGCAUCGUUUUUUAGCAAGACAUUUAGCAUGCUCUUUACCAAAAAGUCUGAUCAAGAUUGGUUUUUGUAUCAACAAUUGUGCCUAAAACUUUUGGAGUUUUUAAAAACGCAAAACAAUUUUUUGGAUUUGAUAUGCAAGCAUUUCAGCACACCCGUCAUACCCGAUCUUAUUAUGGAGAUGAUGCGUAAUGUUGAGGGUGCUCAAUUAAAGAGGAGCUUGUAUGAGUGGCUAAAUGAAGAAAGACUGGUUGAGAAACUUAUCGACAUCAUUGGUGAUCCCGAACAAUGUGAGAAGCAUGCAAAUGUUGCUGAAUUCCUCUGUGAUCUUAUACAACAGGGACGCACCAUGCGUCAAAGUGAUCAAGAAAAUGAUAGUUUUGAACCGAUUUUUGAAGGUUCCAAUCCUAUAUUGAAAAAUAUCGAAAGUGCAACCACUUUAUUUGCCUUGUUUAAUGUGAUCCUUCAACCAAAUGCUCUUGAAAGUGCUAUUGUAUCUGGCAUAACGGUUGUACUUAAAAUUAUUCGACGAGUAAUAAUAGAUGAACGUAUAACAGACCGUUUGCACUUUUUACAAGAUCGUGAAAAGGAAAUUCACAAUGAGUUAUUAUCGACUGUGAUCCGUGUUAUUGAACCUCAGCUUAAGCACUUCAAUGAAUUACUUAGAAACCCGCCAAAAAAAGCCGAUAUUGUCAUAUCAGCCGGUGUACUAUCGCCUCCCUUUGGUAUGACACGCUUGCAAAUUUGCCGUCUAUUUACAGUAUUACUGCAGACUAGUAAUGAAGAGAUUUGUAAAGCCAUUUGUGAAACAGAUUUCUUUGAUAUACUGUUAACAUUAUUCAGAGAAUAUCGCUGGAAUAAUUUCUUGCACACUGAAGUGGAAAAAUGUCUUCAUACAAUUUUUUAUAAUUCCUCACCAAAUAAUGCCAAUAACAAUGCAACUCAACCGACUAGUAAUAAUAGUCCAAAAAAUGCGGACAUUAAAUUCCUAGAUGAUUUUAUGGAAUCUUUAAAGACAAACGAACCGGAAUUAUCGAAUGCCAGUAAAGAACACAUAAGAACUCAUCUUAUUGUUAAUUGCCAAGUGGUUUCAAGGCUAAUCGAGUGCUGGAAAAUAAACAAAGAAAUUGAGUCUGCAGAAAAAGGUCGUCGCCUUGGUUAUAUGGGACAUUUAAUAAAAAUCUUCAAACAUAUUACAAGCUGUAUAUCAGAAUCGGAACAUAUCGGUGCCUUAAUCGAAAAUAAUCUUAAAGAUGAUGCUGAACGUGAGCUAUGGCAAUCUAUUGUAAAUAGCACAGAUGGUGAACUGACGCAAGCCUUGAAAACUCAAAGUAAACUAUUGGCCAAUUGUGAAGCCUGUGAUUAUGAUAUUUCCUUGGAUUUCUUGACCGAUAAUGAUUUUUCGGGUGCUUUUAAUACCCAAUGCGCCAUUACGGAUGCCAUGGACACAUUUGGUCGCAGCAAUGAUGAUGACGAGGAUGAUGACGAUGAGAAUAACGCAGCUGGUGAUGUGCUCUCCUUCGACGCCAAUCCAUUGUCAAAACUAAAAUCAUUUAGCGUGACCAGUAAUCCAUGGGACACGAACGAUGAUUUUGAUGUCUUCAAGUCAGCCAGCAGUUCGAUGACAUGGGCUCCCGAGUGCACCACCAGUACGGCGGAUAAUUUUGCUGACUUUGAUGCCCAUUUUAGUUCCUUUUCCAAUGAUAUGGGUGAAACGUUGGCAGGGACAAUUUCAUCGAUGAUAAAUGACAACAAUACGGCAGCUAAUGAUGUUGUUGUCAAUUCAAGGUCAACGGAAGACAAUACAAACACAGCGUCGUCGGCGACGGCGGCGGCGACAACAUCUGAGGAAUAUGAUAACAAUGCAAAUGUAGAGAAAUUAUCAUGGUCCGGGGAACUGUUAUCAUUCCACUCGAGGCAAUCGUUUAUCGAUGAUUAUGAAGAUGAUGAAGGAAUGUGGACAAAGCCAUUGGGUGCAUCGGCAUUGAACAAUGCAGAAAAUGAGCCUGAAGAAAAAACCGAUAAUGAUGAUGAGACUAAAUCUGCGCUCACAAAUGGCCCGACCAAGAGUCCGGAUGAAAUGGAAAAAGAAGAUAAAUCAGUGGAAAAAGAGCAGGAAGAGGAAACGACGACGCUAACUAAGCAACUGAAUAAUGUAGAGGUUGUUGAACAGCCUACUACCGAAAAGCAGGAUGGCAAUAAUACAAACCUAGAGGAGAAUGAAGAAAUCAAACAAAAAGAAACGGAUGUGGAAGAGAAAAAUAAUAUAAUCAACAAUGAAGAUGAUACAAUAAAUAAGCACAAAUCAACAAUAGAGGCAGAUAACAAUACUGAUAUUAAGGAUAAUAAAACUGCGGUAAUUGCCGGCGAAACGGACAAUACUGCUGCCACAGCAAUUACGACAACAACAACAACAAGUACUCCUAUUGCAGACGAUACUACAACGUAAAUGGGUGUCUAUCGUGCAUUUCAAUGAGAUUUGUAAACAUAAACAAAAUUUAUGUAAAUGAUGAUGUAAAGCAACAUAUAUGCAAAUGCGAAAAAAAAGAACAACCACACACACACAAUAUAAAUGUCACUAUGUCGCACAUUUCAGAACAUUUCGAUACCAUACAUUCUUCUUUCCAAACACUUUUAGUUAGUUUUUUUUUAAAAAGAUCCCCCUACUUUCCUCAAGACCAAAAACAAAAAACAAAUGAAAACAAUUUCCAAAAUAUGUAUUUGUUGGUGAUUCGAUUUCAACCACCUUUACAUAGGUAAGGCAUUCAUAAUGUUGUUGAUGAGACUUGAAAUCAAAGAUAAAAUAGCUGAGGUUGAAGACAUGUUUGUUUACCCCUACAUGUUGUUGUCCUGUAGUUAGAUUUGUGUUUAAAACAAAAAAAUAUAUCUUUUCAUGUAUGAUGAGAGUAAAAUAAACGAAAAACAAACAAAUGUACGUUUAGUUGUGUCCAUAUAUUUAUAUAUAGAAAUAUCCUUUUUCUUCCUAGCAUUUCCAAAAAACCCUCCCUGCCUUCCCUUUCCAAAACACACACAAUACAUUUCACUGCAAUUAGAUGUGAAAGAAGAUGCAACAACAAUAAUUAAUGUAGCAUUAUACAACAAUUAAUUAUAAUCAAUUAGGCUCGUAGUACAUUAAACAAAUUGUGUAUUAAUUGCCCGCCCAAAGCGUAUUUAAUUGAAAAACAAGAAACAAAGAAAAACAAA